This is a messenger RNA of Colletotrichum chrysophilum, 1545 nucleotides long. RefSeq lists its product as uncharacterized. Bases 1 to 1545 code for a protein of 514 amino acids. Gene Ontology annotation, molecular function: zinc ion binding; DNA-binding transcription factor activity, RNA polymerase II-specific. Gene Ontology annotation, biological process: regulation of DNA-templated transcription. The transcript is spliced from 2 exons. The record is from RefSeq and is a predicted model, not a curated record. NCBI's taxonomy places the organism in Eukaryota, Fungi, Ascomycota, Sordariomycetes, Glomerellales, Glomerellaceae.
AUGGCGAGGCAUGGGCUAUCAAAGGUGAAGACGGGAUGUAUCACCUGCAAGAUCCGCAGAGUCAAGUGCGAUGAGGCCCGCCCGGCGUGUAACCGCUGCGUCAGCACCGGCAGGAAGUGUGAUGGCUACGUCGCCCCUCCCAAUGGCACAUACUCGUGGGCUCAGCUGCUCCGUGUCUGCCCACCGCCGACCCAGAACGCCUCCGAGUCAGAGCUCCGCGCAUUGAGCUUCUUUCGCGGCGUCGUGGCCCCAGUCCUCGCCGGGCCGCUGGACAACUACUUCUGGACCCAUCUCGCCACCCAGCUGUCUCACCAGGAGCAGGCCGCAAAGUACGCCGUCCUGACCAUCAGCUCGUUGUAUGAGAAGUUCAAGGAGAACCCCAUGGACCGGCUCGCUGGGGAGAAGAACCUCUUUGCCGUGUCAAACUACAACGAGGCUAUCCGGCAUCUAAGGACGACGGACAACCCGGAAACGGUGCUGUUUGUAUGUCUGCUUUUCGUCUGCGUCGACAUGCUGCGUGGAGAAUGCAAGGGCGCCAUCGAACACUGCCGGCACGGCAUCAACAUCCUGAAUGCGUCCCGCUCCAAGUCCAAGUUCAUCCGUGACCACCUAGAACCCGCCUUCUGCCGUCUCGGUGUGUUCCCUUUCUUCUUCGGCGUCCGGCCCGAGACGUUCCCGGCGAUGGAGAUCGGGAAGCCCGUCCCGCACGCGCCGUACAAGACGCUCGCCGAGGCCCAGGCCGCCCUGGACCCUCUACUUGUUCGUACCAUCCGCUUCGUGAGGACCGCCGACGAGUACCGACUGGGAGAUGAAACGAGCCCCAAGCCCGGGCCGUUGGUCAUGCAGGACCGUAAGGAACUUGACGAGGCACUGGACAGCUGGGACGCCGCGUUCCGUCUCUACCGGGGCGAGAAGGCCGCCUUGAACGCAGAUUGCAUGUCUGAACGGGAUGUUCUCAUCAUACAGCUGCUCGAAAUGAAAUGGAUCGUCGGCAAGAUCUGGAUUGACACGUGUCUAUCGCGGGGCGAGACGAUAUUCGACCUGCAUCUCGACAAGUUCCAGAGGAUCAUUGACAUUGCGCACGAGACGGACAUCCUGCUCCGCUCGUCGCACGAGAAGCACCCGCGCGCCAAGUUCACCUUCGAGAUGGGCUUCGCGCCGCUGCUGGGUUUCGUAGUCGUCAAGUGCAGGUCACUGCGCCUGCGAGUCGCCGCGCUGAAGCUGGUGAGGACGAUAUCACAUGAGCGGGAGAGUUUAUGGGACAACAGCACCCUAUUAUCGCUCGGUAGAGUGCUCUUGAAGGUCGAGAACGAUGUGCAUUUGCGCUGCGACGAUGACCUGGAAGACAUUGUCGACGACGGCACGCUCCCACCGGAAGGCAUGCGGAUCAAGGACUCGGCGAUGCAGAAAGAGGCGCGCAUCGUGCCCGGGAGCGACGGCAGCGUGACGGUCUGGAAGAAGGUCGCCCUCUUGAUGAGGGAGCUCGACGGGCCCAUCACGAUACGCGAGGAGUGGUUUGAGGUUCCCUUUAGACGCAAGCCCUGA